Messenger RNA from Zea mays, 907 nucleotides. RefSeq lists its product as uncharacterized. The record is from RefSeq and is marked validated. The coding region runs from base 128 to 670 and encodes 180 amino acids. The transcript has a single exon. NCBI's taxonomy places the organism in Eukaryota, Viridiplantae, Streptophyta, Magnoliopsida, Poales, Poaceae.
ACUUUAGAAAAAAAAAAUCCUGACCGGGCAUCCCUCGGCUGCAGAGUCGACCUCAUCCAAGUUCCAUUUAUUAUUUUCUCCGAGGAAGCCCUUUCCCCAGGCACAGAUCCGGCUCCUCGCCGCCGCCAUGGCCGCCCGCCUCCCCCUCCUGGUCCUCGCCGUUGUCGCUGCGUCCCUCCUCGCUGCCGACGCGCGGCCGUGCCACACCUUCUUCGUCGCCUUCCGCGCCGACCCCAACCCCAGCAGAGGCGACGACGCUGUACCCCACCACCUCGGCGCCCCGCAUGUCGCUACAGUCAUCACCGUCUUCCGUGUCCGCCGUCUCGGUCCGCACGUCCCCCACGGCCACCGUAACCACCACCACCUCCACUCCAUCCCCGCCAACGUCCGGAUCCACCGCCCCGAUCUCCCGCACCCCGCCGCGGGGCCCCAGGAGCGCGCCAGGGACAUCUUCGUGGUCGUCAUCGGGCUCCUCUUUGGCGUCGCCUGCGGAGCGCUCACCGCUGCUUCCGUGUACCUCGUCUGGUCCAUGGUCGCCGGAGCUGCUGCGGUCUCCGCGUACGACGAGCUCUACGACGACGAGGACGAGGCGUCCGACAUCGAGAGCCCCAAGAAGGUCGGCUACGUCAUCAUCCAGGAGCUCGAGGUCGAUGAAGGCGGUAAGAACUAGGGCCGGAUUUGGUGGCGCUCGUGCUCCCGGGAGGUAGGGCAAGUUCCUGAAGUGGGUUGGCCUAUGGCCAUAUGUUGAGUGAAUCGUAAUGUCUGUAUGACAAUGUGAUGCGCAGUUGGGACUUGGGAGCCUUAGGGGUUUGCCCUCCAUGUGAAUAUGAUCGUGAAGCAUGCUUAAGCUACCAAAUGUGCUUGUUUCUGACGAACCUAUCAAUCAAUGUUAUGCACCACUGUGAAA